AUACAUGUAUAAAAGAGACAUGAUUAAUCAAGUGUGCUAUUCCGUCUGCAUACUAGUUUUAAUUUAAUGUGCUGCCGCUCUUCGUUCACUCGUUGCAAUCUAUACGCUACUUUGGCCGAGUUACAUUUCUUACACGAUUUCGACUAAUUUCGCUUGUUUUUCCAUACUAAUUUUAAUUCUCUCUGAUUCUAUAUCCACACGCUAUUAUUGCACUUCUUCCUGCCCAAGAUGAUGGUAAAAGAUCGCGGGAAGGCACGCUCGAAAGAUGAAGCUAUAAAUCGAUGCCAGCGGCGAGAAAUUUGUUAUUCCGUUUCGCACGAGAGUCGAAUCCGGACUUUUAAAUAUGCCACACCAAUUUGGACUGCCAACGAUGGCACAUGGUAUGCAAUCUCCGCCCUCGCCGACCUCGGUCAUGUCCGUUUAUCCUCGAUUCGGCUCCGGCAUCUACAGGGCUGAUCACCAGGACCAGCGACUUACCCGCGAGGCGAUGGAACGUUAUCUGCGCGAUCGUAGCGAUAUGGUGAUCGUGAUCCUACAUGCCAAGGUUGCGCAGAAAUCGUAUGGCAAUGAGAAACGUUUCUUCUGUCCGCCACCCUGUAUCUAUCUCUUCGGUGAUGGCUGGAGGAUGCGUCAGGAGCAAAUGUUGCGCGAAGGCGAGAGUGAGCAGAGCGCUCAACUGUGCGCUUUCAUCGGUAUUGGGAAUUCGGAUCAGGACAUGCAACAAUUGGAUUUGAACAACGGCAAACAGUACUGCGCGGCAAAGACCCUUUACAUCUCUGAUUCGGACAAGCGGAAGCACUUUAUGCUCUCUGUCAAAAUGUUUUACGGCAGUGGCCACGACAUCGGCGUCUUUCACAGCAAGCGUAUCAAGGUCAUCUCGAAGCCGUCCAAGAAGAAACAGUCCCUGAAGAACGCAGACUUGUGCAUCGCCAGUGGCACGAAGGUGGCGCUUUUCAAUCGACUGCGAUCGCAGACGGUCAGUACGCGCUACCUUCACGUGGAGAAUGGCAAUUUCCACGCGAGCUCGACGCAAUGGGGCGCAUUCACCAUCCACCUCUUGGACGAUAACGAGAGCGAGUCGGAGGAGUUUCAAGUGCGCGACGGUUACGUGCACUACGGCAGCACCGUGAAACUAGUAUGCUCCGUCACAGGAAUGGCUCUGCCGCGGCUGGUGAUCCGCAAGGUAGACAAACAAAUGGCUAGUCUGGAGGCGGAUGAUCCUGUAUCGCAGUUACACAAGUGUGCCUUUUACAUGAAGGACACAGAUCAUAUGUACUUGUGUCUAUCGCAGGAGCGUAUAAUACAAUUUCAGGCUACGCCUUGCCCGAAGGAAGCAAACAAGGAGAUGAUCAACGACGGCGCUUGCUGGACCAUCAUCAGCACCGACAAAGCAGAGUACCAAUUCUUCGAAGGUAUGGGUCCAGUACGGUCACCGGUGACGCCCGUACCACUGGUUCACAGUCUGCAUCUCAACGGCGGCGGCGACGUGGCGAUGCUAGAAUUAACGGGCGACAAUUUCACGCCAAAUCUGCAAGUCUGGUUCGGCGACGUGGAGGCCGAGACUAUGUACAGAUGUCAAGAGAGCAUGCUUUGCGUCGUGCCGGACAUCUCGCUCUUUCGCGGCGAGUGGCUCUGGGUACGUCAGCCGACGCAAGUACCGGUCUCUCUCGUACGCAACGAUGGUAUCAUUUACGCGACCGGUCUCACUUUUACGUAUACGCCCGAGCCAGGGCCGCGUCCGCACUGUCCGCCCGCCGACGAGAUUAUGCGAGCGCCACGUGCCAUGCACAAUCAAGCCAGUAUACCACCUGCCGCAAUGCCCGCCGACGUGCCCUGGAACACUCACGGUCAACCGCCACAGUCGGGUCUCUGAUGUCUUCUAGAUAAUCGUCACAACGCGAACCAAAGUUUACGAUAUACUACUUGUAAUGAUACGGACGGUGUAACGCCAGCCGUCGUGUCUCACAACGAUGACAACGAUAACGAUGACGAUAACGAAAACGACGAAGACGGCGACGACACAAGUGAGAGCGGCGAUGGUGAUUGCUCGUAUCUGACGAAAGAUUUGUUUCUCGAAAUCAAUGGUGAUGCGGCGCGAUACGGUGCAAAUUCGGACAAUACGGAAACGUAGCGUAUCGCUCAGUGCAUCCGACGUGAUGCGACGACGACGUGGCGCAUCGAAUUUUGCGCGCUAAAGAUCGUGGAACUUGCAAGUUGUUGAGAUACAGAUUUACAGAGAUAAUAAUUUAUCAUAGCAAUCCUGUAGGUUUAACUAUUAAGCGCGGCUUACGCUAGUGUGUAUAGACUGAGUUGCGAUGACGGACGAUAAAAUUUUCGGCAAGUGAAACGUUUCCCUUGUAAUUUCAUUCUCGUUUCAUCUAACACUUCAAGAAAGAUACAAAACUAUUAAACGGUCUAUACAUCCGCAUAUCGAUCACCGAACGAUGGUUGUGCUUUUAACAUUAUAUUUGUUACGAAAGAAGCUGUUGCCACGCUUGGAAUUCGGUAUAACGGAUCUCGAAGUUAUAACUUUUGCGUUUGGCUACAUUGUUACCGAUCGUAUCGUAAAUUCUAAUUUUUUUAAAUACGUCAGUUUUAUCCGUUUUUUCAUCUUAUCGACAGAAUAUCAUUUUAUAAAAAAAAAAAAAGGGAAAAACACGGAUUUAUACGAGAGUGAUCGAGAACCGAAAUCCGAGCGUUGCUUUGCGAGAAUGGUCUAUUCUGUACAAAGUUAGAUAGGAACAAGGUACGUGAUGUAUUUUUGAACCCGCGCACGACGGCCUCGAUAUUUGGUACAUUUGUAAAUUCAUAUACGCGCUAUAUCAAUAAUGUUUUUUUCAUUAUUUAUUAGGAGAUGCAUGAUAAAUGCAUGUAGGAUGUUUACGACAAAUCGUCGGAUUUCUAAUCCGACCGAACAGUAGUACUCAAUUGAUGCAUUAAAAAAAAUUUCUUGGUCUAAUUCUGUCUCAGAAAUAAUCGGAUUAGAUCGUCGAACGGAUCGUGAGA
This is a messenger RNA of Cyphomyrmex costatus, 3006 nucleotides long. RefSeq names its product recombining binding protein suppressor of hairless (gene Su(H)). Gene Ontology annotation, molecular function: RNA polymerase II cis-regulatory region sequence-specific DNA binding; DNA-binding transcription activator activity, RNA polymerase II-specific. Gene Ontology annotation, biological process: regulation of transcription by RNA polymerase II. Bases 344 to 1873 code for a protein of 509 amino acids. The record is from RefSeq and is a predicted model, not a curated record. Gene Ontology annotation, cellular component: nucleus. NCBI's taxonomy places the organism in Eukaryota, Metazoa, Arthropoda, Insecta, Hymenoptera, Formicidae. The transcript is spliced from 2 exons.